AACAGAGAGGGAUUUAGGCGCAGGACCAGGCACCCAAGGAAGGACGCACGUGGGCAGGCCAAAUGCAGGUGGAGAUGGACGAGACAUACACCACGUGGCCUCCUCUGUGCUUCCCUGUCUAUGUGUGCAUGUGUUAAUGUGCAUUAAUGGGGGUGUGCGAACCAACUUGGGACUCAAGUUAAUUCCCAGUCAAUGGACACACACCAUGUUAAUGCGCACUAGUGCAACUACACGUUUGCUAAUUUGAUUUAGCUAUUCAUGCAUAAUUCUGAUACCUACUUUAUGAAGGUAUCAAAUUUAGGCUUAAAUAGCCUUAAAUUGCCAUUUUUAAGGUGCAUUAAGGGUGCACAUGUGUAGACAUGCAUCCUUAAAGUGCCUUAAAUUAGGCUAAUGCACAUUAAAUGCGCAUGUGUAGACACACCCAGUGGGCUGCGGGCCCCUCAUACCAGCUUUGAACUCGAUUCACAGUACAAGCCUGGACAUCCAGUGCUCCCAGUCUGUCCCAGCACGGGCACCAUUCAUUUCCACUGGAAAGCAAGCGUUGGGGCCAAGGGACACAGCAAGAGACACUCAGGUGAUAUGCGGGUGGCCGCUGGCCAUCACCACGGGAGCGACAGGCAGCCAACGGGGACCAGCCUCUCGUGACGCCGGAAAGUGAGUUACACGCUUGUCUCGUGGGGCAGCCGGUGCUCCUGCUGGGCCCGCACACCCGCACAGCUCUCAGCCCAUUUUACAGCAGAGACGUGGAGGCCCAUGGGCCCCCUCACACCAGAGCACUUCUGGGACCAAAUGCCUUUAUAAUGCGGAAAGCAAAAUGUUCCCAUUAGCCCCUGGCACUUGGACUGGGCCAUGAGAGCAACAAAACGAAGUCAAUGGAAAGGCCUGAUGGCCUCCGAGCUGCUUGCUCCCUUGGCCGGCACAAUGUCACUCCACGCGGGAUGAUGUCCGGCAGGGCCCCUGACGCCAACAGGGUUUGUGCACCUCGCAGCCACGUGCGCACAAAUCCUCCCAGGCAGGAGGGAAACGCUCACUGAGAGCAGGGCCUGGCAAAGGUGCCCGAACCUGAACUCGGGUCUUUCCAAGCUCCAGCAGGUUUGCAACCCACCGCCCAACCCUUUCUCUUCCCGCAGCCGCCUGCCCCCGCUGCCAUCCAGAGCGCCACGGGCUACUGCUCUCUUCUGCCCAAAGUUUAUGAAGAGGAUGAAAAGUGAUGGAGGAGGAGAAAAAUGUCCAACGCCAGGAAUGUCUAGAGCGAAGAAAAGGUCCCGUCUAGUCUGGAGGUACAGGGGAGGACCCGGGUGGGUUGCAAAGUGAAGCACACCCCCAGCGUGACCCUCACAUCGUGACCCUGUUAAAUCCAUGAGCCCCAACCCAGUCAGCCGGGCUGAAAGUGCCCCUGGAAAACCAACAGCACCCCGGGGUGCAGGAAACCAGGAUGCUGAUUCAGUUUAGGGCCUGGUUCCUGCCCAGCGAUCCUAAAUCAAUGCCCCGAGCGAGCGCUUUCCAGCUGGCAUCUUUCCCCAGGGAAAUCAGAGUCCCAGGUCCUUGUGAUCCCUGAAGAUCCCAUGAUCUGUUCACACAGGAACAGGGGUGAUCUGGCCGGAUCCCGGUUUUCUGCUCCCCGUUAUAUUUUAACAUCAUUUGGAUACAACACAAAUUUGCUUCCUGGCUUACUUUGUGUGCUUUGCCACUUGGCUAUUUUCCAUGCCACCGCUGGCUGCAGUUCUGCUGCAGGCAAAAUCAUUCCCGUCCCUGGUUUCUAAAGCAAUACCGAACCCUCCGCUUGGAAAUACCCAAGUCAUUUCUCCUCUGCAUACGGAUGUUUUAUGGCAGUGGGAGAUAGUGUGAAAACUGCUCGUUGGCUUCCUUUUAGGGCGUUUUGUAAAACACGAUGUAUAGCGAGACUUGCGCUGAACAACCACCGAGGCUUUCCUAUAGCCUUAAUCUCAGAGUAUUUAUAGAAGAUGCAUACAUGCAUGAUUAUGGGGCUCUCGAACUGUACAGGGAGGUGAGGCCAGGUAAGCACAAACUAUUUAAAAUGAAAAAACAUUAUCCCCAAUUUACAGACAAGGAAACUGAGGCACAGAGCGAUUAAGAGAUUGCAUAGAAAUCAGAUUCAGGUCUGUAUCCUCUCCUGAAAACCAGCCUCAGCGGCGGCUCUCCAGGUGCUAAAUAGCACCUCCGUCUGAAGGGGAUUCAGGUUAGAGAAAUCCAUUUUGGCACCACAACUGCCUGGAAAAUGAAGACUGCUUUGCCCAGGCAAACCCUGCCGUCGGGCCACUAUCACGUCGGUGACGGUGGCUCCCAAGAACAAAAAGAGCAUCUAUGAGACGAUAUGGAAUAAUUUGUCCCUUAUGAAACCCAUCCCGGUCGCAAAUAGAAAUCAGUUUAGAUCUUCAAGCACGUGGUUUUACUCCUUCCUCCCAAAAAAGAACGACCUCUGAGCAUUAGCCAUUGCAGUGCUUGGAUUAAAAAUCAACCCCACAUUUGCAGGUUCAGCUGCAGGAAAGGCAGCCUUUCUCCCAUAAUGUAAAUCAAUAACUACAGAUAAAGACCUGGCCUUACACAAUCCCUGGAGCAGGCUCCCCAAAAGGUAGUGGCGUCUCCAACCUUGGAGGUGUUGAAGACCCAGGUAGACAAAGCCUUGUCUGGGAUGAUGCAGUUGGGGCUGGUCCUGCUUGGAGCAGGGGGUUGCACUAGAUGUGACCUCCUGAAUCCCUUCCCACCCUCCUGGUCUGUGAUACUAUGACAAUCUCCCCCGGAGACCCUAGGACCAAGGGCAGGACCCACGGGGUUAAAUGCUCUAAAAAUUCAGAAAUGAAAACUACUGAAAACCAUUCUGAUGUGCUAGUUUUACGGCGUGUCCCAAAAUGCCGCCUGUGCAAAAGCCAAGACUGUCAGGCCCUGAUUAUAAGCAACUCCAUGUAUAAAUAAAGUGGAAUUGUUUCGGUUCUUUUGGAGGAUUAAAAACGCUGACUUCGAAUCACAGCAGCGCAGUAUUACAAGGCCAGAUAUUCUCCAUCCAGCCCCUCUCACGACGGUCUUGGCUUCUGCGACAUCUCCAGGCCACGCGUCCUGCGGCCCAUUCACACGCAGAGCAAAAAGGUCUGUCUUCUUAUCGGUUUUCAGCCUGUGCCUUUCCGAUUCGGUGAACGCGCCUUGCUCUCGGGCCAGGAGGCAGAGGGCAGAAAAACUCGCGCUGUGUCUCCUCUCAUUUCGGUUGCUCCAAGGGGAGCGGUUUUGCUUGCAAUUCUCAAGCAGCGCGACCAGGCUGCCUGAUGUUAAAAUGAAAACAGAAAGAAACUCAAAAAUCCCCCCCAAAACAGUAGAAAAAUCUGGACUGCUGGUAGUUUAAACCCGAAGCCAUUCCUCCAGCCCAUGGACCAGCCCUGCACCACUCAUCCACGGGGCCAAAUGGGUUUGGAGAAGAGGAGACGGAGAAGAGGUCUUCUCCCCUGAUGCCAACCCUGCUCUAUGGCACGUGGUGGAAGCCGGUACCGUUAACGAUGAAACCAUUGGGGUCAACGCUACCGAUCGUCAUGCAUUGCCCAUCCAUUGCUCGCGGGGCGGGAGGGGUGUCGAACAAACCCCUGCACCCAGCGGACUUCUCUCUGUUCCCAUCAUUGCCCGACUUCGAGUGCUAAUCCUAACUCUACGCGAGCCUGGCAACAGAUGCUUAACGAAACUCUUCAUUUCCCCUGGUUUCGCCCUGUUCUCCUUCUAACAGACGACAGCCCUGGUCAGCCCGUUCUCCGCCUGUCCCGUUCCUCUCUGCCCAUGCAAAACGAGCAGGCGUGGGUGAAACGGGAAUAAAUCAUACAUGUCCACACUGGUUGAGCAGCAUUUUUCUCCUCGUCCUCAGCACAGCAGUACCCAGGGUCUAACACUCGGUCCCUGCUUUGUGAAAUCUCACCCGUCUUUAUUGCACUGGAUCUUUAGCUUGCUGGAAGCGACGCCUGCGACAGUCCCGGCGGUCUGGGAAUCGACCGCGGUCAAUGUAAGGGGUUCAUUACUGUGGCUGCCAGACAUAGGGAGAGCUUGUGGGUCUCAAGCUACCAGACCAGAUAACACUAGGAGCGCCUUUGAAACAGUCUCUUGAAACCAGAACGAAGGUCUCAUGGGAAAGACGAACAAAUAAAUCGACAAGGUGACUAAAUAAUGGUUCUCAAAAUAUGCAACCAAGCCAGAGGUUGCCUUUGGCUGAGUUCACGGCCAAACGCAAGCUCGUGGUCUCCAUCUUACAAAUAAACUCCUCAAGCUUCACUCUUCGAACACAUGCACCACUCAACGGUACGGCAACAACGCAGGAUAAUACUGCACGAAGGUUGCAACGGGAAACGCGCGGGCAUGAGGACGUGAAGGGGGCAGGAGGCAUUACGGUCAGAGAAGGAACUGGGAAACUCCAGCGCCUCCCUACCCGGCAAAUCCACUCCCUCUGCAUUUCUGAAAUGAAGCUGUUGCUAAAAGAAAGACUUUGCUCCUUUUUACUCCUGGUGCAUGUGUAAACCACCGCCGCGGCUGCAAAGAGGCCCUUGGUUCCCCGCCAGCUCACGGGGGGAGACGAGUUGCUCCCCAGAUCCCAGGCUAUAUUCCUGGUGAGAGUGCAGAAGUCAGGCUGUCACCGGAGAAAACCGGACGUGGAGCUGCCGAGACGGAAAAGAAAGAAGGAAGCCUGCCAAUGUUUUUCCAAGGGAAUCAUUUUCCAGAGCCUAAUUUCCACGGGAAUUAUGCUCUCGACCUGACGCUUCUAAAAGCAAGAAAAUCACCCGGAUUCAGGGCACAGUAACCAAGAGCACGCCUGAGCUCGAAGUUUCUCGGAGGAGUGCUGACUCACUCCCGCUGUCGACAUGCCAUUGUUUAUACUGGUGCUAUUCUCUUUAAAUGCACGCCGGAUUUAGAAGGAUUUCAAGAGCAAUGCAGAUAGCGCAGGCCGGGUUUGCCACGCGGCUACGUGAGAGUCAGUCUGGGAAUCGCAACUUUACCGGCCCCGAUUUUUAAGUGCCACGCUGCCGUCCGCAUGACUCCCGACUCCAGGCUCACGCCGCAAUCCCUUCCCUGAGUGCCGGGCAUGUGUUUUCUCAACUUUGCUACAUGAUUUCAUAGACAUAAAUCAACCGAUGAGAACGCGCGCUUUCGUCUCCGUGUCCACCGCUUGCCCGUCACAGUGAGCGUCUAUAUGAGACAGGAAGGACCUGCUCGUGCCCGACACACCAGGGACAGUGAGACGGGACCUUGCAUCUCCUAAUGGAAAUCGUGCCCCUUGUGUCCAAAACCUACUCCCAACAUCCAGACCCAACUCUUUGUCCCAAGCCUCAUGUGACGCCAACGUCCACUGCCACCAGUGGGACUGAGAGCGAGUCCAGCCGCGGCUCUCCGUCCCUCGCCUUUGCAGCCAGCCAGACCCAAAGCCAGUGCAAAGGAGGAAGAAGAGCAGACAUUUUCUCCCCUGACGUCAUGCAUCUCACUCCAGCUUCCUAGCACGUAGCACAUGUCUGCUGGGAACCCCCGCGCCCCGCGUACUCCCCCUCCGACCAUUUUACAGACAGGGAAACUGAGGCAUGCCUUACCCAAGGUUUCCAAAGCAGGUUUGUGCUUGAGAGCGCCCGGCUCCCAGGCCUGUACUCAACUCACUUCCACCACAAGCAGUCGUUCCCCCCCACCCCUCUUUCCAUGUGCGGCCUAUUCCCCCCAGCAAAGAGCUGCAGGCUUCGUGGGUUGUGGGUCACACCGUUCCUCCUGCUGGAGGUGGGGGAAAAAUUUUCCCCUGCAGAAAAAAGUGGGGUCAGGCCCUAAACCACAACUCGGGGGGGACAGGCUUCCCCCACCCCAAUUCUCGGGAGCACCCACAUCUCCCUCGACAAAACGGCUCGCACGCAGCCGCCCAGAGGGACCCCCUCCAUCACACCCAUCCCCUGAGAUGCCCACUGGGGGGAAAGUGGAGGAGCUGCUUUCAUCGGGGGGUAGCGUGGAGCACCCCCUGCAAAGCAGAGAUGUGCAAAGUGGAGUUGGCCGAGCUGUGCGUGCAUCCGCCACACACGCAGCUGUCCACACCCCCGCCAGCCUGCACACCAAGCCACAGCCCCUCCUGGCUGCACCAACACGUGCAGCACGCUACACGCCCAGCAAACCCCCUCCACGAAGUGACAGACGCCACGCGUGCGCACGCUCGCAUCAGUGCCAUGUGAACCGCAUCCGCUCCUACACACGUGGACACAGAUACCGCACCAAAAGGACCGGGCGUCCAGCAAAACCCCACAGCCCCACUUGCACAGACCGAUGCACACAGUGCACAAACUGUGCAGACACUACCAUUCAAACCCGCAACCGUGCCCACGCACACCGACGUGGGCACAGCGCACUAGCAACACAGACACCCAGCACCAAGGUCUCACACACACGCACAUCAAGCCCCCUUCUCCAUAUGCACACACACACAAACCAUGCACACACACCUCAACAUGGCAGACAAAACCGCAAUCCUUCCUGCGCACGUCCAAACAUAUGCCGCCAUGUAAUCCCGCACACACCUUGGCAUCGGCACAAACCCACAACUGCACGCAGCUGUGAGCAGAUGUGUUGUGCUUGGCCUGGCGACGUGUGUUCCUGUCCUCACCUCCAGGCCUGUACCUAGGCUCCUGGCAGCCCCGGGCAAACUUUUAGUAUCGAGCCCCCCUUCACCAGCAAUAAUGCUAAUAAUAAUUGGACAAUGGGGAAAAAUUACCGUUUUCCGGUCCUCUUUCUGUCUAGGCCCCGGUUCGCCCAUGCCUGUGUCCGGCUCUACUCCCCUCAGGGUGUCCGGCCCAGGUUUGUUAUCCAUUAACUCAGUUAAAUGGGAGCAAACAGCCCUACGUUACACCCCAUGCUCUGAGGACACCCCUGGAUAUUGUGCCCAGCCUUUGCUGAGCUGGGACCCAAAGGGAAGGGAAGGGACAAGGAUUUCCUCGAGCCCCUCAACCUUCCUGGGGGCCUGCUCCAGAUGUGGCCUGCCGUUCCAGCUGUGCCCAACUCCAGGUGCAUCUCUGCAGCUGCCUGUCCCGAGGAGGAGAGGAGACAGCUGCCAACAAGCGUCCCAGAAAGGGUCUUGGUGGGGACCGGAGGUGGGAGCCUUCGCGUCUCUCUUCCCUUGGGCUGGUUGAGGCCCCGGACUCGAGCUGCUGAACGCGGCGAGGGGGGAGGGCUCGUCGAGGCAAUUAGCACUUCCCUCAUCUGAAAUAAAAUGUGUGCACGCGCGCUUCUAUAUGGGGCUGCGCGUUUCUCACACGUGCAAAAGUGCGUGCCUUUUAUAUAAGAGGGACGUGUGGGUGGGGUAUUACAUACAAAAUGGUGCCCGCGUCUUCCAUAGGAGGCAGCACGUAUAUCGGAUACGAGGAGAGGACGGUCCGCAGUGUCACCGCGUCUCGGAUGGGAAGCGUGUGCGUGCACAGCAGACCCCGGGCGUGUGCACGCGUGACAUCCGUACAACUCAGACCAUAGUAAUACAUGAAAUGUUUUUCUGAAAGCCGGCCGCCGACAUGAAUAAUGACAGGAGGCACACAGCGGCACGUAUGACGGCAACCACGGCAAAGAACGGCUUUCUCCCGGCCAAGUUUUGACCUCUCUCACAGGCUUUAGGACAAAGGCAUUUGAACCGAUUGGU
Messenger RNA from Alligator sinensis (Chinese alligator), 7636 nucleotides. RefSeq lists its product as uncharacterized. The transcript has 2 exons. Lineage: Eukaryota; Metazoa; Chordata; Crocodylia; Alligatoridae. The record is from RefSeq and is a predicted model, not a curated record. Bases 5489 to 6631 code for a protein of 380 amino acids.